Acaromyces ingoldii is the source of this 1989-nucleotide messenger RNA. RefSeq lists its product as hypothetical. The transcript has a single exon. The record is from RefSeq and is a predicted model, not a curated record. Bases 1 to 1989 code for a protein of 662 amino acids. NCBI's taxonomy places the organism in Eukaryota, Fungi, Basidiomycota, Exobasidiomycetes, Exobasidiales, Cryptobasidiaceae.
AUGACCAAGAUCAUCUCGCUUUCCGUCCUGGCCCUCGCCAUUUCGAUGGCCAACGCCGUCCCCACGGGCAAGGGCAACAUCGUCCAGUACUCGGACCCUGACGUUGUCGACGCCAAGAACCUCGGUGUCGACGUCAACGUGCUCAGCGACAAGGAGCACAAGAAGCCUGGCCACCGUGGCGGCCACAAGUGGGGCCACAAGUCCUCGGACAGCGGCAACAUUGUUCAGUACUCGGACCCCGACGUCAUUGACGCCAAGAACGCAAAGGUCGGCGUCGACAUCCUCAAGCGUCACGGUGGCAACGUUGUCCAGUACUCGGACCCCGACGUCGUCGACGCCAAGAACGCAAAGGUUGGUGUCGACAUCCUGAAGCGCCACGGCCACGAGGGUGGUGUCUACCAGUACUCGGACCCUGAUGUCGUCGACCUCAAGAACCUGGGCCUCGGCAUUGACAUCCUCAAGCGCCACAACAAGGAGGGUGGUGUCUACCAGUACUCGGACCCCGACGUUGUCGACCUCAAGAACCUCGGCGUUGGCAUUGACAUCCUCAAGCGUCACGGUCACGAGGGCGGCGUUUACCAGUACUCGGACCCUGACGUUGUCGACGCCAAGAACGCAAAGGUCGGCAUUGACAUCCUUAAGCGCCACAACAAGGAGGGUGGCGUCUACCAGUACUCGGACCCCGAUGUUCUUGACCUCAAGAACCUCGGCAUCGGCAUCGACGUUCUCAAGCGCAACCUCCCCAACGUCGAGCAGUACUCGGACCCAGACGUCGUUGACGCCAAGAACCUCAAGCUCGGUGUUGACAUCCUCAAGCGCCACGGCCACGAGGGCGGCGUCUACCAGUAUUCGGACCCCGACGUUGUUGACGCCAAGAACCUCAAGGUUGGUGUUGACGUCCUCAAGCGCAACCUGCCCAACGUCGAGCAGUACUCGGACCCGGACGUCGUUGACCUCAAGAACCUCAAGCUCGGUGUUGACAUUCUUAAGCGCAACCUUCCCAACGUUGAGCAGUACUCGGACCCGGAUGUUGUUGACGCCAAGAACCUCGGCGUCGACGUCAACGUCCUCAGCGACAAGGAGCACAAGAAGUCUGGCCACCAUGACGGCCACAAGUGGGGCCACAAGUCCUCGGACAGGGGCGACGGCAACAUUGUCCAGUACUCGGACCCCGACGUCAUCGACGCCAAGAACGCAAAGGUCGGCGUCGACAUUCUUAAGCGCCACGAGGGCAAGGUCGUCCAGUACUCGGACCCCGACGUCGUCGACGCAAAGAACAUCAAGGCUCUCAUUGACAUCCUCCGCCGCAACGACUACGAGGUCAUCAAGCGCUCGUCGAUCUCCAAGCGUGGCAACCAGGACAUGUGGCAAUUCGACGAGGGCGACCACACCUGCUACUGCUCCACCAAGAAGUCGUGCGGUGCACCCAAGUCCCAGCCUUCGCAGACCUCGACGCCGCCUGGUGUUCACGUGCCCUCGCCUACUUCGACUCCCUCCUCGACCCCUACCUCUGCGCACAAGCACCACCACCACCACUCCUCGGAGCCUGCCAAGUCGACGCCCACCUCGAGCUCGCACAAGCACCACCACCACCACAGCAGCGAGGUCCACACCCCCUCGUCGACCACGAGCGCGCACAAGGACAAGCCCACGCACACCCCUUCGUGCCCUGCCGGCUGGAAGCACAGCAAGGGUGGCAGCAUCAUCCAGUACAGCGACCCUGACCUCAUCGACCUCAAGAACCUCAAGAUCGACAUUUCGAUCCUGAGCAACAACGGCGCAGAAGAGAAGAAGACUGUGCCAGCCAAGAACCCGCCAAAGUGCGACGGUGACUACUGCUGCUACAAGUGGAACGACGAGUCGGUCAAGCAGAUCAGCGACCCGGAUCUCAUCGAUGCCAAGAACGCCGGCAUCAACAUCUCGCUCCUCAGCGGCAACGAUGGCAAGAGCGGCCUCAUCAGCGGCCUCCUUGGCGGUCUCGGCCUCUAG